AUGAAUACAGCGCCUCAACAAACACCAAAAUUAACGGUCAAGGGUCACGUCCCUAUCGUUGCCGAACGCUUCGCGUGUUUGGAACUCGAGGAGCAGGAAACAACCGAUACCGAGUCGGAAUACACCGAGCGGUCGGCUUCUUUGUCAGAAGAAAAAGUAGCUCACGGAGGUGGGCAUUCUCUCGAUGAAGAUGAAUUCGAUUUAUUUUGCACCUUGAUUGAGUGUAAUCUAAGCGAGAUACUUAGCACAUGGAAGGACAUGCUCAAACACGAGAUCAGACCCAUCACCGCUGCUGCAAUUACGAAUUGUAUAUACAACGAGAUAAGUUCUUCCUUAGAACAAGCCCGACUGCUCGCUCCGCAUUGGUUCAAUGAAGAGUUUCUAAUGCGAAAAGAUGAUAUGUUCCACGAGGGACUAAACAUCAUAUUCGAACGUGAAAAGGAUUCGCUCUGGAACAGUGUCAUGGAUGUAGCGAUCAAGAUGGACCGCAGCAUUGUACCAAUUUUCGUUGGUGACUUCAUUUACUCAUUCGUGAUGGUCCGGUCUGGGCUUAAGGACCGGGACUUUUAUAUCUUUCGUUUCAGUGUGGGCCUUCGCUUAUUACGCCUUAUCCAGUCAGUUGAAGGAAACGAGAAGUCACGUGUUGAUGAGCUUCAAGAAGAUACCUACAAGGCACUCGAUUUCCUUCACAAUGUCAUGUCCCACCCUAUGACGCCGAAGUUCACGUGCCAGGGGGUUGAUAAAGUGAUCCAAGAGGCCAAGCGCUUGAGGCCCAUCGUCCAAGGGCUAAGAGAACCUUCUAUACUAUGCAGCAUUACUCUUUGGAGUGUUGUCCAAGUGCAGGAGGUCUUUAUGCAACUUUUAGGGAACCCGCUGAUCGCCAUGACAGCUCAUAUUUACGUUUAUCUACGGAUCUCCAAUCUCGUGGGCCCCACUCCCCAGCUUGAAUCGUUCUGCACGAAGCAUGAGAGUAUGCUGUUCUGGAAUUGUCGACCACUCACUCUCAAAGACUGGGGUAUUUCCUACGAGAGAUGGGUAAUCCCUAGAGAGGAAACUGCGGAGGAAAUUGCAUGCCUAAGAUUGAAGCGGUACAAGAGCAAUUUUCUCAUGAGAGAAUUUUCGCUGAACGACUUCAAGUUGACCAAUGAUCUGAAAAACAAAUUUUCUUCUCAACCAGGGAAGAUCUUCGACACGAUGAGAUUAGAAUUGGAACGAGAAAUGCCAAGCAAUACAGUCGUCCUUUACGAUUCAGUCUCCGAGAUUGUACGGGUUAUCUUCAGGAGUCAACUUGGAUUCCCGCCAUCUAUCGCGAUAGAGGACGUUCAAUUGGCAUAUAUGUUCUAUAAGUAUAUUGAUCGGGUUGCUGAGCCGUUUAUCUUGAGACUUAAGGAAAUGCAGGAUUUCGCUUAG
Penicillium samsonianum is the source of this 1410-nucleotide messenger RNA. RefSeq lists its product as uncharacterized. The transcript has 3 exons. Lineage: Eukaryota; Fungi; Ascomycota; Eurotiomycetes; Eurotiales; Aspergillaceae. The coding region runs from base 1 to 1410 and encodes 469 amino acids. The record is from RefSeq and is a predicted model, not a curated record.